AUGCCCCUCAGAAUUCUUGAGGGCGAGACGCCCACCCCGCCCUCCUGGGGAUCGUUGCCAUUGGAAAUUUAUGUUCUUUCAGAAUGGGAAACCCCCAAUCCCUCACAUCCCACCGAUCCCGAAUCCCCCUCAGACCGCCGCGGACGACUCGUACGCCAAUUCCUUGCUUUAGGGCACGAGGGUAGAGAGACCUACAGAGCUCGUGCGGAAAUUCCACCUUCAGUCUCUGAAGCGCAAUUAGCCGAGAUUCUUCUCCCUCUGCGCCCCGAGGCUCUGCGUCCCUUUGCUGGGUAUACCGGGUGUCUAGGUGAAGGCCUCUGGCUCCGUCUAUCCUAUGACGAUGAAGCGGCGCAUGAAUCUCUAUGGUCUACUAAUGAAGAUUUAACCUACGUUGGCCCUGAUGGGGUGAUCCUCGACGAUAAGAAUAUCUUCGGCGGGUUAGACUUAGUAGCUGCGGUGGAACUUUUCCCCGAGCGUAUCACAAACGAGGGCGUCAAUAUUGAGCUAAGAGAAACGAUUCUAAGAGAGACACUUAGCGAAUUAGAAGAGGAUACAAGAUCCGGCGAAGAAGACUAUUCUGAUGAGGUUAAAGAGAUGCUAGCGCGGCUGAGGGCGCCUAUUAUUGCGAACCCGCUCCUAAAGUAUAGUCGGUAUCAUGCUGCUUGUGUUGUUACUCAUAUCGUUGUGGGGGAUGAACCAGCACUCAAUGAUGAGGGCUUAUUACAUGUGUUUUUCGAUGACUGUGGGAAUAUAGUGAGGCAGUGGCGGGUGGAGGACGAUGGAGGAGAGGCUGACUUUGACGGGAGCUGGGCUGAGGGUAUUUGGAAAGAGUUUCUCAUUAAUGGAAUGGGAGAGGUUGGUCCUGCUUAUCGUGAGGGUGGAAUUCGUGGGUCCCCAUAUUUGUGA
Messenger RNA from Penicillium brasilianum, 906 nucleotides. NCBI's taxonomy places the organism in Eukaryota, Fungi, Ascomycota, Eurotiomycetes, Eurotiales, Aspergillaceae. The record is from the annotation of a GenBank genome assembly.